CCACCACCCAGCACGAUGGUCCGCCUCUCUCUUUCCAUCAAAGCCGAACUCGAGAAUGUCACAGAUCUUGUCCCAGCCUCGGAUGACUUUGAAUACUUCUUCAAGGUAAAAUGCAACAGCUGCAAUGAGGAACACCCUAAGAUGGUCUCCUUGAACCGCAUCGAAGAGCGCGAUGUCUCCGGGGGCAAGGGGAGCACGGCGCAUUUCGUAUGGCGCUGUGGUCUUUGCAAACGAGAAUCCUCCGCGAAGUUCGAACCCGGCGAAAAACCAAAGCCCUACUCGGCCGAUGUAAACGGCCAGUUCUUGCCCUUCCUGACGCUCGACUGCCGAGGUCUGGAGUUCGUUGGGUUCGACCCAAGGGGAAUCUGGAAAUGCGUUGGCGCGGAGUCUGGGACGGUCUUCUCCGAAGUCGACUUGGAGGAGGGCGAAUGGGUCGACUAUGAUGAGAAGUCAUCGCUGCCUGUCGGCGUGUCUAACUUCGAGAGCCAGUGGGCAAGAGCAUAAGGAUACAAAAAAACAAGCUCGUGGUUUGUACAUCAACGAAGGGUACAGAUGUCCGUGGUAUACGAAGGUGCUGAUUAACGUCCCAUAGUCAGUCAGCGAAUAAAGGGUAUGCAUCAGUGCUACAAUCCGGACAUGAUUUCUGGGUAUCUGCGUAAGUGUCUAAAAUCGCCGUAGAAAAGCCUGGCCUUCCGUCCUCAGACAUGAGGCUCAGGAGCGGGAGAGGAAGACGCGGAAGUGUCGUUUCCCGAGUGCGCACCCAGGGGUGUGCCGCUUUCGCCGGAAGUAUUUGGUCUGUGACCGGAUUGAGCUUGCGCUGACUCUUCCUCAUCGGCUUCUAACUUGUCGCUCCGGUUGGUUUGCGUCGCCGGAGAACCCCCGCCGCCGGAGCUCUCAACUCGUUGCUCCUCCCGUUGAGGUUCCUUCCCUUCUGCUGUCUCUUGCUUGUCGUGCGCGUGUUCAUUGGACUUACGACCAGGAAGGGACGUCUUUCCAACCAUAUGCGUCGUCUCCUUCCCGGCGGUCUUGAGCAGCUCGGCUUGCUUCUUCUUGAAUUUUUUGAUGUGCUCAAUUCCCCACAAAGCAAGCUCAGCUUUGCUGAACUGAACUUUGUCCAUGUCAACGCCGCGCUCUUCCAGCACUGAUGUGAAGCGCCGGAAGUGAUCAAUCGACGUCCUAUAAUGCCCAGACAGCGGAGACAGGGUAUGUAUGAGGCCGUCUUUGACCGAUAUCAAACCGGCGGAGGUAACCAGACCACCUGCUAGGAACGACGAAUGCUGGAAAGUUCCUGGCGCUUUGAUCCCGAUGUAGAUGUUGAAGUUUUUG
Molecule: messenger RNA, 1326 nt
Organism: Trametes versicolor FP-101664 SS1
Lineage: Eukaryota; Fungi; Basidiomycota; Agaricomycetes; Polyporales; Polyporaceae
Product: DUF866-domain-containing protein
Exons: 11
Coding region: 16-504 (162 amino acids)
Molecular function (GO): zinc ion binding
Source: RefSeq, a predicted model, not a curated record